Messenger RNA from Rotaria sp. Silwood2, 2481 nucleotides. The record is from the annotation of a GenBank genome assembly. Lineage: Eukaryota; Metazoa; Rotifera; Eurotatoria; Philodinida; Philodinidae.
AUGCUUCGAAUCAAAGCUAACACAGAAGCAGAGCAUCUUCAUGAUCAGAUACAAUGUGUACCUCUAAAGUAUGUGAAGGUUGAAGCAACGAUACGUUCGUUUGCUGCUGAUGUAACCAUAACACAGGUGUUUCAAAACGAGGAGAAGACGCCGAUUGAAGCGGUCUAUUGUUUUCCUAUCGAAGAGCGAGCUGCUAUCUACUCCUUUAGGGCUCAUAUUGAUGAUCGAGAAAUCAUUGCUGAGUUGAAAGAAAAGAAGGAAGCACAGCAUGAAUACAUUAAUGCUUUAAAGCAAAGUCAUGGAGCUUAUUUGUUGGAGCAAGAUGAGAAAUCCAAUGAUAAUUUUAUCGUUAAUGUUGGUGCGUUGCCUCCAUCAAAAGAAUGUGUCAUUACUAUAGCUUAUGUUUCCGAAUUGGAAUUCGUUCAGGGAUCUACAAUUCAAUUCAUAGUUCCAACAACUAUUGCACCUCGUUAUGAUCCCGAAAAAGGUAGUAUUUCAUCACCAGCAAAUACAAAUUCUUUGUAUGUUCAAUCAAGCCCUUACACAAUUGGAUUUUAUUGUCAUAUUGAAAAGAUCGGACAACAGAUUGCUCGGAUAAGUUCAACGUCACAUGCGAUUGAUGUUGAUAUGAACCAAACAGACUCUUAUAUAGUAACAUUUAGUCAAGAAAAUACAUAUUUAGACCGAGACAUUCGAGUCAACAUUGAACUAACGACAAAACAUGAUAGUACGUUUCUUGCUGUCGAAUCUGGUGCUGUAAUGGUCGCAUUUGUUCCUACUGAUGACAAUUAUUGUCAGCAAACGACAUCAAAUAAUGAAUUUAUUUUUGUGGCUGAUUGUAGUGGAUCAAUGGAGGACGAAAACAAGAUUGGACUUGCUCGAGAAGCUAUGUUAAUCUUUCUCAAAAGUCUACCGAUCAAUUGUCAUUUCAACAUAAUUUGUUUUGGUUCAGAUUAUGAAAGUCUUUUCGAAAAACAUACUGCAGUCUAUAAUGAAGAAAAUGUUCGAAAAGCCGAGAAGCUCAUUGAACAAAUGAAAGCCGAUAUGGGUGGUACUGAAUUGCUGCGACCGUUGCAAUGGCUUGAACAACAAGCACCUGAUCCAGGACGAGGACGUCAGAUUUUUCUUCUGACCGAUGGAGAGAUUUCGAAUGUUUCAGAAGUACUCGAACUGUGCCGAUCAAUAGCUUCAACCAGUCGAAUUUUUUCAUUUGGUCUGGGUCAAUCACCAAGUCGUUCUUUGGUUAAAGGUCUUGCUCGAUCGACCAACGGUCAAUAUAUUUUUAUUCCACCAAAUACGAGUGUUGAUGUUCCAGUGUGUGAACAAUUACGCAGGGCUCUUCAACCUUGCAUUACCAAUGUGCACAUCAAAUGGAAUCUAGGAGUUGAAGUUCAGAAUGCUCCAAGGCAAUUACCUCCAGUCUAUUUCAACGAUCGACUCAUCGCCUAUGGUCUCAUUGAUGAUAAAACUGCUCCAUUUAAUCAUGAUUCUUCUGUUGAACUCGAAAUUCAUCCAGAUCAUCAUCGAUUAGCCAUAGCUCAAGUCAAUCGAGUGCCAACUGUGAGCGACAACGGAACAAUUGCACGUCUCGCUGCAAAAGCACUCAUUCUUGAGUUACAACACGAGAAAGUCGCAUCGAAAGGAGCCACGGUGCAACCGCGAUUUCAAGCUAUGUCACUACCGGACGAAAAAGAAAUGAUGUCGAUGAAACAGCAAAUCAUCGCAUUAUCUCUCAAAUACAGUAUUUUAAGUCCAUACACCGCUUUUGUUGGCAUUGAGACACGAAUUAAUGAAAACAACAGUGACAUGGUUUUACGUGAAGUGCCAAUACAAAUAUCUAUGGAUGAUCAAUCUUCACAAUCGAUCCAUCCGCCAUUGCUCACUAUUGCAUUAUCAAGUUAUUCACCAAGUUAUUCACCUACUUCGCCAUGUUAUUCACCUACUUCACCAUGUUAUUCACCUACUUCACCACUGUACAUGCCAUCGUUGUCGAAUGCCGUAUCUUAUUCGCCGAGAUACAUAAUAAGUUCAUCAAAUACAGGUACAACGACGAAUGACGAUGAAGUCUGUUCUUGGAAUUCUUCUGGCGACUUAAAUGACAUGAUUGGCAAGGAUUCGACGUCAACCAACGUGAAGAGAAGAAAGUACGAUACAGAUGAAAAAUGGCCCAAUAAUGAUCAAGAUAUUGUUCGUCACUUGAUCAGGAAGCAAACGUUCGAUGGUCUCUGGAAUAUGGACGCUGAGAAUAUUGAACAUUUGACUCGAACAUCUCUAGCAGAAUUUCAAUCGAAAUAUUCUCAAAUCGAUUGUAAAAUUCUUGUCUCAAUCAUUGUCGUUGCUGUACUGGAAAAAAAAUUCAAAACUUUCGAAUUAUUGUGGUAUGCUGUUGUACAAAAAGCUCGUAAACAUCUCGCCGAUCUGCUUGAGAGCCAAUCGAAGGAUUUCAAUGUAUUACUAGCUGAAAUUUUUCAAGAACUAUGA